This is a messenger RNA of Rhagoletis zephyria (snowberry fruit fly), 1031 nucleotides long. RefSeq names its product DNA-binding protein D-ETS-3-like. NCBI's taxonomy places the organism in Eukaryota, Metazoa, Arthropoda, Insecta, Diptera, Tephritidae. The record is from RefSeq and is a predicted model, not a curated record.
UGCCUUCGCCCACGCAACAGUUUGAUCAUCACGCCGAUCAACUGCAGCAAAACUGUCGAUACACGAGCACAGUGCCGCCGAACACAGCGCAAACAUACGACGCCGUCAUGUAUGAAAAUUCAUGUUCAUAUCAAACGGCGCUCGAUCUGAAGCGUGUCUCACCGCCCACGCUGGCGCAAGUGAAGACCGAAGAUUGCCUACCGCUCGGACAAUGCUCGCCCGAUUGGUCCACAUAUCGCUUCCAUCAGUCCACAUUCGAACAGUUGAAGCAAAGCGUAGAGAAAGCGAAAGCGGCGUUGCAGGAUCGAAGUGGUUUCUUUGGGGCAUCGAGUGCAUUCAGCGACAUCUACUCGACGCAACGACUAAGCGACACGCUCGGCGAUACGCUGCCCAAUGUACAGUCGACGAAUGGCGGCAACUGUAUUGGCAUUGUACACAACAGCAGCGGUUUGGGCUGUAAUACGGUGGCGAGCACGCCGAGUCUGGUGCUGAAUGGCAAUUGCAUAACCACCGUUUCAUCGGCCACAACGGGGCAGCGUUAUCGCUUGGAUAGCCUACAGCCAGUGACCGGUUGCUCGCCCGUCUCCCAGCAUGGUCUCAUCAGCACAAGCAGCGCGCCGCCACCGCUGACGCCAGGCGCGCUGGAUGCGAACAGUGUGGUGGUGGAGAGCAAGUCGAGAGAAAAAUCGUCCUCUGUAUGUUCGUCCUCUUCCACGCCGCACGCUGUCAGCACGAGUAGUGAAAAUCAUCGCAGCUCCAGCAAAUGCAUAAGCGAGAAGGACGAGGCGUUUAAGGAUCAUUUCUAUGAGCGCUUGGAGAACACAUACGAGCGCUGCCUCUGUCGCGAUGUCAAAAUCGUGUUUGGCAAUAUCAAUGCCAGGAUAAACGCAUGCCCGACUACUGGAAUUAAAGUGCGCUCUGCGCAGUCCACAAUAAAAGCGACCCCGCCACUUGCACCAACUACCAAGGUAUCCGACUUCUAUGCAUCGGAAAGGCUGAAACCCACCGCCAACGAACUGAGUAAGCCUUAG